CGGUUGGAGACGUGGCUCGGGGCCGCCAUCUUGGCAGGAGGCGAAGCGGCGGCGGCUCCUGUCAGGGGGUAGCAGGUCCGGAGCGGCCGGUGCUCCGCUUCCCCCGGCCGCAGCCCGAACCCCAGCGGAGCCAGAGCGCGGGCGUGUCCCACCUGCGUCCUCACCAUGGUGCUGUUGGCAGCCGCAGUCUGCACAAAAGCAGGAAAAGCUAUUGUUUCUCGACAAUUUGUAGAGAUGACCCGAACUCGGAUUGAGGGCUUACUAGCAGCUUUUCCAAAACUUAUGAACACUGGAAAACAACAUACUUUUGUUGAAACGGAGAGUGUAAGAUAUGUCUAUCAGCCUAUGGAGAAACUAUACAUGGUACUGAUCACUACCAAAAACAGCAACAUUUUAGAAGAUUUGGAGACUCUAAGGCUCUUCUCAAGAGUGAUCCCUGAAUAUUGCCGAGCUUUAGAGGAAAAUGAAAUAUCUGAGCACUGUUUUGAUUUGAUUUUUGCUUUUGAUGAAAUUGUUGCCCUGGGAUACCGAGAGAAUGUUAACCUGGCACAGAUCAGAACCUUCACAGAAAUGGAUUCUCAUGAGGAGAAAGUGUUCAGAGCAGUCAGAGAGACUCAAGAGCGUGAAGCUAAGGCUGAGAUGCGGCGUAAAGCAAAGGAAUUACAACAGGCCCGAAGAGAUGCAGAGAGACAGGGCAAAAAAGCACCAGGAUUUGGGGGAUUUGGCAGUUCUGCAGUGUCUGGAGGCAGCACAGCAGCCAUGAUCACAGAGACCAUCAUUGAAACUGAUAAACCAAAAGUGGCUCCUGCACCAGCCAGACCUUCAGGCCCCAGCAAGGCUUUGAAACUUGGAGCCAAAGGAAAGGAAGUAGAUAAUUUUGUGGACAAAUUGAAAUCUGAAGGUGAAACGAUCAUGUCUUCUAACAUGGGGAAGCGUACCUCUGAAGCAACCAAAGUGCAUGCUCCACCUAUUAACAUGGAAAGUGUGCAUAUGAAGAUUGAAGAAAAGAUCACACUAAUUUGUGGACGAGAUGGAGGAUUACAGAAUAUGGAGUUGCAUGGCAUGAUCAUGCUUAGGAUCUCUGAUGACAAAUUUGGUCGAAUUCGUCUUCAUGUAGAAAAUGAAGAUAAAAAAGGAGUGCAGUUACAGACUCAUCCAAAUGUGGAUAAAAAACUUUUCACUGCAGAGUCUCUCAUUGGCUUGAAGAAUCCAGAGAAGUCAUUUCCAGUCAACAGUGAUGUAGGGGUACUAAAGUGGAGACUACAAACAACAGAGGAAUCUUUUAUUCCGCUGACAAUUAAUUGCUGGCCCUCAGAAAGUGGAAAUGGCUGUGAUGUCAACAUAGAAUAUGAACUACAAGAAGAUAAUUUAGAACUUAAUGAUGUGGUCAUCACCAUCCCACUCCCAUCUGGUGUUGGUGCACCAGUGAUUGGUGAGAUUGAUGGGGAAUAUCGACAUGACAGUCGGCGAAAUACCUUGGAGUGGUGCCUGCCAGUGAUUGAUGCCAAAAAUAAGAGUGGCAGUCUGGAGUUCAGCAUUACUGGGCAGCCCAAUGACUUCUUCCCUGUUCAAGUUUCCUUCAUCUCCAAAAAAAAUUACUGCAACAUACAGGUUACCAAAGUGACCCAGGUAGAUGGAAACAGCCCUGUUAGGUUUUCUACAGAGACCACUUUCCUUGUGGAUAAGUAUGAAAUCCUGUAAUACCAAGAAGAGAGAACCGAAAGGAAAAAUUUCAGAUUAAUAGAAAAGAAGCCAAAAGUGGCUGAAGAGUUUUUCCAAAUUUACAAGCCAUUGGAGACCCUUUUUUUUCUGGUAACAGUGCACGUUCUCUACGCGCAAGGACUCUCAACUCACCCCCAGUGUUCCGGCGUCACAGAGACAUUCUUUGACAAAGAAAUGACACAGACAUAAAGGGAAAGGCUGCUGAUUUCUUUUGCAGAUUUUACUGGCCAGCAUGAAGCAAGCUCUCCAGGAAAUCACCCAGUAAACACCUCCUCUGCCUUUGCCCAAGCUGCCCCUUUAUUUUAAUCCCUAAAUAUAGGUGUAUUUCAUACUUUGUUUCAAGAAGUUUUCUCUGUAGAUUUUAAUCUUUCAUAUUUCCUUACUUUCAUGUUUUCUUUCUGUACUCUCAGCCAAGCACUGGGAUUAUCUGUUCAUAGGUAUUGUAUUUGGCACUCCCAGAAGGUUAUCUAACCCAUUCUUGAUUUUUGGACAGUACCAGUGAACUACUGAAGGGGUACUGAGUCUAGACAUUAAAAUUGAAAGUUGUCUUAUGUCCUUUCUCAUGCCCAUCCAUUGCUCCAUUCUUUUGCCAAGUUGUUCCCUUCCAGUUUAAAGUAGUACUGUGAAUCUCAACGUGUGUCGAUGUUAAAGAUAGCAGCUUUUAAGAUGUACACAGCUCUUCAAAAUGUCUAAUGGAGAAUGGUUCUAUCCACUUCCACAUGUAAUCCUGUCUGCUGCUAGUGCUACCCAAGCUUCCAUUCACCACAUGUGCAUGAUUGAUUUAAAGCAUAAUCUCUCAGAGAUGUUGCAGAACAUUGAAAUUCCACAUGUUUACCACCUCCCUCUACCUGGCUGCUCUUUCUGUCAUUAGUCCUCUCCUUUCCAGCAAAAAUGAGGUUAUGAUUCUGCAGACUGUGUUCAAUGAAUCUUUGUGCCAUUUUCCAUUGGCUCUGAAUCAUUAAGAAGACUGCAUCUGCCCCAUUAGUGUUAGGAUUCAAGAGGCAAUUGAUAAUAUUGAUAUGUAGGGGUUACCCAUACCCAUUUCCUUCUAUCUAAUCUAGCAUUUUCCUCCAUCCUAUCUGUCCCUGUCUCUGAAAUCCUUCCUUUACGUUCUCCUUAGCCUUUUUCGUGUCAUCAUGUAGUGAUUGUUUCUCAGCUCCAUUUCAUCCAUUGCCUUUUCAGUGGAGGCUACAUCAGCCAGUCCUGCCAGCAUUGCACUCAGAGGCUGUAGGUGCCAGCAGUGGAAAGAGGUACAUGACCACAGAUGACCUCCACACUCUCAACUGACUGGAGAGCAGUGCUCUCUCUGAACACCUGGCAAGAGUGUACUGUCCAUGAAACAGUAGUCACACACAAAUGGCUGUGGCUGCAAUGGCUUGCCAAAGAAAUUUCUGGCCUUUCCCUUUCACCUAAACCACAUCAGGGAAGAAUCCUUAACUUUUACUUGGUUUUCACAAGGUUUUUCUGAGGAAGGAGACUGGGACAAGAAGUCUGUUAUGUAGUUAAGUAGAUAAGAAAUCUUAUUAAUCCAGUUGUAUUUGAGAGUUGUUUGUCCAUAUGAUUUUUAAAGUUAAGUUUAAUUUCAAAGACUUUUUUCUGAAAUUACUUUUGGGGUAAUAUUUAAAAUGAGACAUUUUGUAACCCUGUAAAAUACAUAGGGAGUAUAACAUUCCAGUGUACACAAAGAAGGCAGAUUCUUUAAUCAAAUAAAAGAGUAUUAUAAAAUGA
Messenger RNA from Nannospalax galili (Upper Galilee mountains blind mole rat), 3450 nucleotides. RefSeq names its product archain 1 (gene Arcn1). The coding region runs from base 166 to 1701 and encodes 511 amino acids. NCBI's taxonomy places the organism in Eukaryota, Metazoa, Chordata, Mammalia, Rodentia, Spalacidae. The record is from RefSeq and is a predicted model, not a curated record. The transcript is spliced from 10 exons. Gene Ontology annotation, cellular component: cytosol; COPI vesicle coat. Gene Ontology annotation, biological process: Golgi localization; retrograde vesicle-mediated transport, Golgi to endoplasmic reticulum; endoplasmic reticulum to Golgi vesicle-mediated transport.